Messenger RNA from Aspergillus bombycis, 876 nucleotides. Its product is annotated as putative HIT finger domain protein. The coding region runs from base 1 to 876 and encodes 291 amino acids. NCBI's taxonomy places the organism in Eukaryota, Fungi, Ascomycota, Eurotiomycetes, Eurotiales, Aspergillaceae. The record is from RefSeq and is a predicted model, not a curated record. Gene Ontology annotation, cellular component: Swr1 complex. The transcript is spliced from 2 exons. Gene Ontology annotation, biological process: chromatin remodeling. Gene Ontology annotation, molecular function: nucleosome binding.
AUGUAUCACGUCGAACUUCUUCCGAGUACGACAACUCACCUCACUCCGGGGUGGACCUACGUCCCCGACAGGGGCUUUGACCCAUCCAAAGCAGCGAUCACGCCUACUAUCGGCAGGAAACGAGGCAUUCGCGACCCCGGUAGCCGUGGAGAUGUAUCAUCAAGACAGGCCAACGCGAUCAUUCGACAUUUAGCAGAACUCGAUCGGGAGAACCACAAGGAUGUCCAUAUCCCUAUCCCAGUGAAACAAAAGGAUGCAGCUGGAAGAGGGACAAGAGGCAAAGUUACCUCAAACGUGCGCCGUAUCCUUCAAUCGCAGAAGACCUUCAGGAACUAUCUCGAUGACGAGGAAGCCGCAUUGGCGCAAGCAGGCCAGUCUACGACGCAGCGUCCCCCAGCCAACAAAGUAACAAAACCAUCAUCAUUACGACGAAGCUCGACACCUGCCACAACGCCCAAACCUGAAUCCUCGCGUCAGAAGAAACAGCCCUCCACUGCACCCGCGCCACAGAGGGCAUCAGCGACCCCUGCAAACCCACCGAGCGUCGCUACCACAGAAGACACGGAGAAGGAACUGGAGAAGGAACCAGAGGACAAGCAAGCACUUCUCAAAACCGAGCACGAUGACGACCCCCUCCUGAGAUCGUAUAUCCCCUCUGCACCGUCGGAGCGUAUUAUGCAGGCACUUCUUGCGGAGCCUCCAUUGACGUAUAAUGCUUCUCGCGUCGGCCCGCCAGUCACAAUGAAAUCGCAGCGGUAUUUCUGCUGUGUGUGCGGUUACUGGGGCAAGAUCCGGUGCAAGAACUGCCCUUCGCGGACCUGCGGUUUGGAUUGUUACAAACUUCAUGAGGACUCCAGAUGUGGGGCGUUCUACUAG